Molecule: messenger RNA, 1169 nt
Organism: Orbicella faveolata
Lineage: Eukaryota; Metazoa; Cnidaria; Anthozoa; Scleractinia; Merulinidae
Biological process (GO): L-arabinose metabolic process
Cellular component (GO): cytoplasm
Molecular function (GO): alpha-L-arabinofuranosidase activity
Source: RefSeq, a predicted model, not a curated record
AUGAUUGGUCAUCCGUUCCACCUUAUAUCACACAUGAAAGCAACGGGAUGGCAAGUUACUGGGGAUGAGUUCAAAAUAAGACUAACGUUCAAAAACCCUGACCUUCACAAGUUUAUCACUUUUAGAGCAGAAGAUCUUUACGGACAGCUCAUACUUCACUUGGAUGGUGACAAAACCAUUUCAGUUAUGCCUAGAACUGACUGCUCGGAAUAUAUUAACGUUCAAGUAACUGGUGUACCAGCCCCACCUCCAGCCCCACCUCCAGCCCCACCUCCAGCCCCACCUCCAGCUCCGGUUUCGUUACCACUACCUCCUCCUCCUCCUCCUCCUCCUCCUCUUCCCACAAAAAUAACACCUCAUAUACACAUUCACAUUCACCCUCAUCCUCAACAUUUUACGCCACCAACAAAACCGACUCACGCGCCACCUCCCCCACCACCGGCAACACCAGAACCGUCUCCUCCUUCAAUAAAGCCAACAAAACCACCACCUCCUCCUUCCCCCCCUCCGCCAACCUCGCCAUCACCCUCUAUCAUAACAACGAAGCUUCCCGUUACUUUUUCACCAUGUACUCCUGGAGUUCCGGGGACAACUUUGUCGACCAUUCGCCCAUGUUCCCCAACAACACCUCGUACCACUAAACCACUAACUACCAUUCUUCCACCAUGCCCACCUUCUCCUGGCCCAUUACCUCCUGGGCCUCCUACAUGUAAGCCUAAACCUAGCCCUCCUGUUAUUCCCCCAUGUUUUCCAGGAUCUCCACCACCGUGCACUCCUCAUCCUGUCCCACCUCCCAGUCCCCCGCCUGUUCUUUCACCCCCAUGCUCACCACCGGGUAGCCCACAAACGCCUGGAGCCCCACCUCCGUGCGUGUCACCCCCGUCACCUAAAAGUACGCCUCCACCGAUUGUAUCAGUUACUUUACCAACACUUCCUCCAAUAACAACGCUUCCUACACUUACUGGUGAGCAGCAUUUUGUCAUCUUGAAAGAUGUUAACUUGUUUAAUCAUUGAAAGGUACAAAUAAAACAUUUUAAAUUCUAAUAACUUUGCAUUGAUUUCAGGGUCAGUGACAAUUCAAGGUAAGUUUGUUUCUUCACAAAGUCACAUAAAUUCAAUUUAGACUUAAAAUACAAAAUUCAAUGCUUCUCGUAAAUCUCAACAUACAG